CGUUUGACGUUUCCCGCAUGACAGCAGCUGUCAGUUUGUAUUGUUGUUGCAAUUUUUUACCACACCACACCGGAUAGGCUUGCGCGAUCGUUUGCAAAAGCAAUAAGUUUAGCUUGUUUUUAUCUUUAUUUUCAUUCUAGGAUAGAAAAUAACACCCAGCACUGGAACGUUGCAGUACGGUAAACAAAAGAACGUAGCGCAGGAACAACAUGAGCCAAACGUACGUUAGCCCACUGUCGAUAGCGGUAAUCUGCUCGUCCAACAUGAACCGUUCGAUGGAGGCGCACGGGUUUUUGGCCAAGAAGCGGUUUAAGGUACGAUCGUUCGGUACGGGCGAUAAGGUGAAGCUUCCCGGUACGGCGGCGGAUAGGCCGAACGUUUACGAGUUUGGCACCACGUACGACGACAUCUACAAUGAUUUGGCCACGAAAGAUAAGCAAUACUACACACAGAACGGUCUGCUACACAUGCUGGACCGCAACAGGCGGAUAAAAUCGUGCCCGGAAAAGUUUCAGCUCUGCACGGAACGAUUCGACGUGUUGGUAACGUGCGAGGAGCGAGUGUACGACCAGGUGAUAGAAUUUAUGGAAUCGAAAACGCCUAGCUACAAUCUACCUGUGCACGUGAUCAACAUCGACAUACAGGACAACCACGAGGAGGCGACGGUCGGUGCAUUUCUCAUCUGUGAUUUGAUAACGAUGAUGGCUCAAAGCGAAGACCUAGACAACGACAUCGACGAGCUGUUGCACGAUUUCGAGAACAAAUGCCAGCGAAGUGUGCUGCACUGCGUGCAAUUCUACUGAAAAGCAAUGAAACCCGACAACCUCAAACAAACCAAACGGACGUUAUCCGGCCUCCCAAAGUAUCGUUUUACGUCAAGGAUCUUUGUCUUUGAGCGCCUCACAGACACAGCCCCCCCCCAAUUGUGCAGAAUGCCACAAUUACGGCUUGUGUAUCGCCGUACGGAUAUUCAUAAUAUUCAAUGCGUUUUAUGUUUGCUCCCAGAACGAAUAAUCAUCCUGUUUUAUUGUAAAUUCUUUUUUCCUACUUUUGUGUACUAUUCGAUUGGAGAAAUUAUUCCUCCUGGUGUACAGAAAACCCAUUUUUUGAAUAGCCCAUGCAUUACAAGAACAAAGAAUAGGCUAACUUAAAGAAUUUUAAGGAGAAAGUUAUCGAUAAAAUGUUCUAAGCUUAUCCUUGCGCGAAAAAGCUAAAGAUCUUGAGGCGUUUCUUCCACAGUGGCCAGAUUAUCGUUUUUUUCUUCUUCUAUCAGUUAACUGCCUUAAACCCGUCCUGGAAUGAGUGGCGCUUUUAGUACUGAACGUAGAAUUUGAGCAAAAUUCUAUCCGCUUUAUUAAUCUGUAAAAAAAUAUUUAGGUUACAUGCGCAAAAAACGCCCUGCAGAUCAUCAGGAAGACUAUCAGGACGGAGCAGCGCGAUUAUGGUGUUUUGUUUUUAUUUCACCUUACAUACAAUACGACGGAAAAAUGUAGUAAAA
Messenger RNA from Anopheles stephensi (Asian malaria mosquito), 1498 nucleotides. It is a transcript of the gene Ssu72, whose product is annotated as RNA polymerase II subunit A C-terminal domain phosphatase SSU72. Gene Ontology annotation, biological process: termination of RNA polymerase II transcription. The transcript is spliced from 5 exons. Gene Ontology annotation, molecular function: RNA polymerase II CTD heptapeptide repeat phosphatase activity. Gene Ontology annotation, cellular component: mRNA cleavage and polyadenylation specificity factor complex; nucleus. The coding region runs from base 210 to 803 and encodes 197 amino acids. NCBI's taxonomy places the organism in Eukaryota, Metazoa, Arthropoda, Insecta, Diptera, Culicidae. The record is from RefSeq and is a predicted model, not a curated record.